UGCACAUAAUUGUCAGUACCAUAAUGUGUACACACGUAGCAAUAAUUUGUUGUUUAUAAGCAUGAAAUAUGAAAGUGUGGUAAGUUUAAAUAGAGUCAAAAUGUUGCUUUUGUUUUGUUUAAAUUAAAUCGGAAAUAAAAUAAUAGAUUUAAAUAGGAGAAGAGGCAACCUAUAUCAGUAUCGAAUGAUUUUCUUCCAAGAGUAUGUUAAGAAGUUUAAUAAUGUAUGUGUGUGAUGACGUAGUCAUAUCAUGUUAACACAAAUAUGGAGAGACGUUUGGUGCGGUAGGGGACCUGGAAACGAUACUUGUUUUCAUCUCUUUCAACAUAUCCCAGAGUUCUCUCUCAAUAGUAGUACGAUCGACGCCAACGUGAAUGCUCUUCUAAGUGCUCUUAAAGAAAAAGAUUGUCUUAUUUUUUUUUACAUUUAAUUGUGAAGAAUUUUCAUCCCUUUUAAAAGCUAGCUGUGCUUCUACGAUUCUUUUUUUUUUUUCUUCUUUAUUCCAUUAAAAAGUCAUUUUGUUUUUUUUCUUCUUUUCUUCCUUUUUCAUUUCAUUUAUUUCUCCGAACGUCAACAAGUAAUUACGAAUUGUUAAUUGUAAUUUAGUAUAUUUUAUUUUUAUUUUUUGUUUUUUUUUUUUUUCGUAAAGCAAUUUUCGUUGUGAUUGACAAUUUUUAAUAUUUUAUUAUUUUCAAUUUUUCGUAUUAGUUAAUUUAAAAAUUGGCGGGGACAAUUGUCUUUUAAAUUGAUCGUUUGGAUUUAUAUUUUUUUUUUCGUUGGUGUCGACUGUCGAAGACUAAAUAAGUCGCGAGAUUAAUUAUUUGUGAGAAGAGAAGGCAAAGGGGAAAAGGGUGAGAGAAAAGAAAAUAGGAAACAGAAAAAGGAGGGUGUAAAAAAAGCGAUUAGACACGUUUUGGCAGUGCCGGAUGAGAGAAUCGAUGAAGAGCACUUUAAUCUUGCCGUUGGAGAAUCACGAGAAAAUUUUGGAUAUACGAGGACGAGUUUAAAGUGACUAUCGAAAAGGAUGAGGCCUAAUUCAUUGGAAUGUUUUAUGUUCUUUCUUUUCCUGAUAGUUUCGGGAGGAGAAUCAACUUCCGUCCGAGACAAUCUCUUCCACGAGAAUGAUCUCGUUUCGUCUACAAACUCUAACAAGUCUCCAUUAUCGAUUAUAUCACCGAUCGAUUAUCCCGAUAAACUUCAUUCUUGUCUUUACGUGCCACCUGAUUUACCACCUUGCCAAUUUAUAAGAAACACAAAUACUCAAAGAUUUUAUCGAUCUAUUAACUACGAUAAUAUUAAUUCGAACAUCGAAUCGAAUUAUAAAGGUCACUUUACGGUUUAUUCCUUGCAAGGUUGCUUACCCUCCAGAUUACCUUUUAGAAUGAUGUUGUGCAAAUCUAAAGAUCUUUUAGAGAAAGCCACGAAAAUCUGGAAAUUAUAUCCAUUUAAAAUCGAGGACGAUGAAACGAUCGAAUCUACGUUUAUUUUUCCACAAUUCGAUGUAAAUCAAUGGUCGAAAUCUAUGAGAUUACUUCGAGAAGAGAAACACAAACAAAAACGAAGUAGCGAACAAGAUGAUUUGUUUAAAACUAAUGAAGAAUUGUUAUCAUCUUCCUCAAUGAUUUCGUUUGAUAAUGAUCAUAACGAUUUAAUUAAAUCAUUACCGAGUUCAUCGUUAUUCGAAGAUAAUUCGACGAAUUUUUUGACGAAUGAUAGAAAACGAAGAAGAAGAAGACGUAAAAAAUGCGACAAAUUGAAUCGUCGCGAAAUUAGAAGAGGAAGCGAAUUUCCGUACUCGAAAUCAAUACCAUUCGAUAUUAAAAAAUUAAGCUUAUCGGGAAGAUUAAGCAAAUUUUUCUGAUUGAGUCCUAUUUCUUUUUGAGUAGAUUUUAAGAACGAUAAAAAAAAUGGCUAAUGAAUUUUAUUAGAUGAAGAUAAUACGUCAUUUGUGAAGAUUAAUAUUUUUGGUUUUCUUCGUGUUUCAAAGUUAAGUGAUUAUUUGAUCAUUUUUAUUUUUCAUUUGUUUUGUUAGAUUUAUUUAAUAGUAAUAGGGAAGGAAAAAAGA
Molecule: messenger RNA, 2065 nt
Organism: Polistes dominula (European paper wasp)
Lineage: Eukaryota; Metazoa; Arthropoda; Insecta; Hymenoptera; Vespidae
Source: RefSeq, a predicted model, not a curated record